This is a messenger RNA of Acanthisitta chloris (rifleman), 1836 nucleotides long. Its product is annotated as keratin, type I cytoskeletal 9-like. Gene Ontology annotation, cellular component: keratin filament. Lineage: Eukaryota; Metazoa; Chordata; Aves; Passeriformes; Acanthisittidae. Bases 1 to 1836 code for a protein of 611 amino acids. The record is from RefSeq and is a predicted model, not a curated record. Gene Ontology annotation, molecular function: structural molecule activity. The transcript has 8 exons.
AUGAGUUGUGGCACUAAGUCUUCGUCUAGUACCAUUAGAAUUAGCAGUGGAGGUGGAGGUGGUGGUGGUGGUGGAAGAUGCAGUGGUGGAGGUGGUGGAGGGGGUAGGUCUGGUGGAUACUCCUCAAUGUCCUCUAGAAGAUACACCUCUUCUGGAGGUGGUGGAGGCUUUUCUGGGAGAAGCUUUGGUGGAGGAGGCUCCAGGACCAGCUAUGGAGGAGGCUUCAGCAGUGGCAGCUGUGGGAGGAUCAGCCGCAGCAGCUAUGGUGGGAGAAUGAGUGGUGGCAGUUACGGAGGAGGAAUGAGCUGUGGAAGUAUGGGAGGAGGAUUUGGAUCAGGAGGAGGUGGAUUUGGAGGAAUGGGAGGUGGUUAUGGUGGUGGUGGAUACGGCGGAGGUGGACUUAGUGGCUUUGGGGGCAGUGGUGGCUUCGGUGGUGGUGGUGGUGGCUAUGGUGGAGGUGGUUUUGGUGGGAUGGGGUUUGGGGAUGAUUCUGGCUUGCUCUCCACAAAUGAGAAGUUGACCAUGCAGAACCUCAACGAUCGUUUGGCUUCUUACCUGGACAAAGUGAGACAUUUGGAGGAAGAAAAUGCUCACCUUGAGCAGCUGAUCAGGGAGUGGUACAAAAGCCAAGGUCCCACUCAGAGCAAGGACUACAGCCACUAUUACAGGACAAUUGAGGAACUGCAAAACCAGAUUGUUGGUGCCAAUGUGGACCUUAACAAGAUGCUGCUUGACAUCGACAACACCAGAAUGACUGUGGAUGACUUCAGAAUGAAGUAUGAGACUGAGUACAGUCUGCACCAGAGUGUGGCAAGUGACAUCAAUGGAUUACGUCCACUUUUGGAUCAGCUGACUCUAUCCAGGUCUGACUUGGAGACACAGUUUGAAUCCCUGAAAGAGGAACUGGUCUAUCUUAGGAAGAACCAUGAAGAGGAAAUGAAAGGACUGCAGACACAGUCUGGUGGGGAUGUCAGUGUGGAGGUCAAUGCUACUCCUGGCAUCAACUUGAUGGAAAAAUUAAAUGAAAUGCGUUGUGAGUAUGAAAGACUCAUCGAGAACAACCGGAAGGAGGUGGAAAGCUGGUAUGAAACCAAGAUGGAAGAAGUUAAUCAACAAGUCCACUCAAGCGGUCAGGAGAUACAAUCCAGCAACCAGCAGAUCUCUGAGCUGAGACGUGAAUACCAGAGCCUGGAAAUUGAGCUGCAGUCACAGAUCAGCAUGAUAGACUCUCUGCAAUCCAACCUGGAGGACACGGAACGUCGCUACAACAUGCAGCUGCAGCAGAUCCAGAGCAUGAUUGGCCCCUUGGAGGAGGAGCUGGCCAGCAUCCGCUGCGAGAUGGAGAGCCAGAACGAGGAGUACAAGAUGCUGCUGGGCAUCAAGACCCGCCUGGAGCAGGAGAUCCAGCAGUACCGGUCACUGCUGGAGGAGGGACAGCAGGACCUCGUAAUCCCAUCAGGAGGAAUGGGAGGAGGCAUGGGAGGAGGCAUGGGAGGUGGUAGAAUGGGAGGUGGUGGUUAUUCUGGAGGUGGAAGAGGAGGAGGUGGUGGCAUGAGCGGUGGAUUUGGAGGUGGUAGCAGUGGAAUGGGAGGAGGAAUGGGAGGAGGAAGCUGUGCAGGAGGAAUGGGAGGAGGAAGUAGUGGAGGAGGAAUGGGAGGAGGAAGUGGAGGAAUGGGAGGAGGAAGCGGCGGUGGAUGCAGUACCAUUGGAGGAGGAGGAGGAGGAAGAACCUCAGGAGGCAUGAGCAGUUCCCACUCCUACUCUUCAUCUUCCCAGUCGCAGUCCUGCAGGACUGGUGGUGAAAGCCAAGGCUAUGCAAGAAAAUCUUUUGACUAA